This is a messenger RNA of Beauveria bassiana ARSEF 2860, 2298 nucleotides long. Its product is annotated as ribosome biogenesis protein Rix1. Lineage: Eukaryota; Fungi; Ascomycota; Sordariomycetes; Hypocreales; Cordycipitaceae. The transcript is spliced from 2 exons. Bases 1 to 2298 code for a protein of 765 amino acids. Gene Ontology annotation, cellular component: nucleus. Gene Ontology annotation, biological process: rRNA processing. The record is from RefSeq and is a predicted model, not a curated record.
AUGGCGCCACAAUGCCCCCCUGAUCUGCGCGUUCUCUGCCACAAACUCACCACCACGCCGCCCGACCUGCUGCCUCGCCAGUUGCCUGCUCUCUCUCGCAAUGUCUUGCGCUGCAAGGAUGUUCUGGCCGCGCAGCAUGAUGCCAAGAACAAGGAGGACGCCACGACAUCAACUCUAGUCCACAAGUUCAAGAGAAGCAUCACGACGCUGCUGGAAGGCCGGAGCCGCGAUGGUCGCUUUGCUGCUGUCGUUCUCAUCAAGGCCGUUGUCGACGUCGGUGGCUGGGAGAUUCUUCGCACCGCCGGGCCUUGGGUAAACGGCCUUCUCUCCAUUGUCCAGAAAGGAGACCCCAUUGCCUCCAAAGAGCUUGCCAUUGUCGUCAUCACUCGCAUCUAUAUUCUCCUCCAGCCUUAUCAGACCCUCAUUCGUGAAAUAGCCACUCCUACCAUCCCGGCCUUUGGAACUGCAUGCGUUCAGCUGCUCAAAGCAUAUGCUUCAACCCCGCCGCACGUGUCCGAGACCAUCUGCACAGCGUUGUACACUCUGAUUCCUCACCAUCCCGCAACUCUCCGCCCUCUCAGCUCGCAACUGCGAACCGCUGUGAGACCCUAUCUUGCGCCCACCUGCUCAGACGCCAUCCAUGUUCCUGCGAGCUUGUCCCAUGCCGCCAGAAGACUUGUCAUUUCUAUGCAUUUCGUUGCCGCCAAGUCUAGCGGCAGCGACGAAUGGGGCAAGCUAGUCGAUACUAUCCUGCGUGAUCUUCAUCAGACGGCCGACCAGGUCUUACGUGCAGUCGACGAAUCAUGGCAACCUACCAGUGGUUAUGACAGGACUCGAGUAUCGACUGGCGGUGAGCCCCGGGGAGGAGACGAGUCUAGUCCUGAGCAGCUUCCCUCAUGGGUUGGAGUCACGGCCGGAGCUGAGCGCCUGGCUGGUCUAUUCUCUUACUUGGAGGAUACAUUGAGAUGUACAACUAAAUCAGCCGUUACUAUCCCUAUUGGCGCAUAUCUGGAUGCUAUCUGUCGCAUCUGUGUUAUUGCCCGACUAUCACCAAAAACACAAACGUGGGAUCAGGCUCUGGACACGAGCGCCGGCGUUGGCCGAGACGAAAAAGAUGAGCUAUGGAGCUCUGUGCCAACUCUCCACAUUGCCGCCAUGUCUCUGUUACUGACCAUGGUUCAGCAACUCGACCGCGACAUGAUUCCCCUCGUGCCCGAGGCCGUUGACCAUCUUGUGCGAGUUGUCAAGUCUGGCAUGGGCCUCGCCCCCAUCCGAGCCAUUGGCUACCAGGUCCUCGACCAACUUCUCAACAUCGCGGGAUCUACAAUGCCCAAGACCACCGUCGACAUGCUUGACCCCAUCAUGGGCGCUUGCUGCCGCGACCUCCAGCAAGACGCUGGUGUCCUCAAGCCCGCGGAGAAGCCCGCACCGUCCGCCAAGGACGCCAAGAAGAAUGGAGGCAGCGUUGCCAUUGCCAACGUGGACCUCUUCCUGGCUAAGCCAGACGCCAACGCCCCCGAUACCAACCUCAAGCUUGAGUCUGCUCACAGAAACUCUGCCUCGAAGCUUCUGGCCACGCUGCUGUCGUCUCUGACGCAGGGUCAUCUCAAGCCGACGAUGCGUGGCCUCAUCGACAAGACUGCCAUCGUUACAGCGAAUCGCGAUGCCAUGCUAUCCAGCGUGCUCAACCCUUACAAGGACCAGCGCGGCCGCCUGUAUCCCAGCAUUUUGCCCUAUUUGUGCCGACAGUACCCUGAAGACCAAGGUCUCGAGAUCUUGCGCAGCAACCUCCGCACGAGCAGCCUCAACGGCUCCGGCGACAUGUUUGCCAGCUUUCAAGAAGUUGUAGAAGAGCAGGAGGAGGACGAUGAUGAAGAAGCAGACGCAGACGAAGAAAUGGCGGACGGCGACGUUGCCGCUACCGAUUUGGGUUCCGCAGGGGCCUCCAAAGGGGAUGAAAUAUCACAGCUAGGCUCUCUGACAUCCCUUCCCAAGAAGAACGGUACCGAGACCCCGCAAGAGAACCCCUUUGCCGCACGGAGCAGUGUGGCUGACAAUGGCUUCUCUGCCGUGACUUCUUCUGACUCGCCGUCGAAGCGCAAGCACGACGGCUCGGACGAGGCGGCGCCGGCGAAGCGUCUAGAGGUUGGGAAGCCCGCGGAGCUUCCCAAGGCCAAGCCUGCAAUACCGGCGCUGGCGGCGAAGCCUGCAGAGGACGAAGAGGACGAAGAUGAUGACAGCGAUGUGAGCGUACAUCUGAACAUGGAGCUCGAGGAUGACGACGAGGAUGAUGAAUAA